Messenger RNA from Aplysia californica (California sea hare), 673 nucleotides. Its product is annotated as chondroitin sulfate synthase 1-like. The record is from RefSeq and is a predicted model, not a curated record. The transcript has 2 exons. Bases 60 to 650 code for a protein of 196 amino acids. Lineage: Eukaryota; Metazoa; Mollusca; Gastropoda; Aplysiida; Aplysiidae.
GUAUAAGAAGGGCACAUGUUCCAAUUAAAGACAAUAUACAUACGUAGAAAUAUAAACGAAUGCUCGCAAAAAGCAGUGAUUGUGACGAAUGUAUGACAAGAAAUGGACGGAAACCUUUAGCUUACCAUGGUGUCAAGCCUGUAUCUUCUCAGAGCUGUAGGAAGAAUAGGAAAGGUGGAACUGCUAUUCCCAACUCGUCGACCUUUUUCCUGGGCCUCGUGGUAGGACUCUUUCUCGGCACGUCCCUUCGAUUAUUGCCAGAGAUUCCAGAUGGAGACUGCCUACAAAAAACUCUCUCUCCGGCUUCUAUUGUCCCCGAGGAGGAUGGAUUUAGAAAACAGAGUACCAGCUCCAAGGAAAACUCGGAGGGGGAAGAAGUGGACUUCCUGUUUGUGGGAGUCAUGACAACGCUCACCAACCUCCACUCACGUGCUAUGGCCAGUAACAACACCUGGGUACAGCGAGUGCCGGGAAAAGUUGUCUAUUUCGUGGGCGACGGAGCCAAUUACACAGGAGAUCUCCACGUUGUCCAGUUGGCUGGAGUGCUAGACAACGACUAUCCCCCGAGAAGAAAAUCUUUCGCUAUGUUGAAGUACAUCACACAACAUUAUGCCCAAAAGUAUGAGGUUAGUAAAAGUUUCAUCUAUUAAUUUCAAAUUAAGAAAGAAAAUAC